This is a messenger RNA of Salvia splendens (bonfire salvia), 927 nucleotides long. RefSeq names its product jasmonate-induced oxygenase 2. The record is from RefSeq and is a predicted model, not a curated record. Lineage: Eukaryota; Viridiplantae; Streptophyta; Magnoliopsida; Lamiales; Lamiaceae. Bases 1 to 927 code for a protein of 308 amino acids. The transcript is spliced from 4 exons.
AUGACGAGCACGGAGCACGCUUGGCCCGAACCCGUGACCCGGGUCCAGCAACUGUCGGACAGCGGGAUCCGGGUCAUACCCGACCGCUACGUGAAGGAGCCCGUGGACCUACCGGGUGCAACGACCAGCGAUGGUCCCGACAUUCCGGUCGUUGACAUGGAGGGGUUGAGCUCCGGUGACGCCGAGGUGCGGCGACGGACGGCGACGCUGAUUGACGAGGCGUGCCGUGAGUGGGGGUUCUUCCAGGUGGCGAACCACGGCGUCAGCCCUGACCUCAUGGCGCGCUGCCGCGAGGCGUGGCGCGAAUUCUUUCAGCUCCCGCUAGCGGAGAAGCAGAGGUACGCUAAUUCGCCAGCGACAUAUGAGGGCUAUGGCAGCCGGCUCGGCCUCGAGAAGGGGGUUUCUCUAGACUGGAACGACUACUUCUUCCUCUAUUUUCUUCCCAUUGGGGUCAAAGACAAGAACAAAUGGCCAACUUUACCCGUUGGGAUCAGGGAAUUGGUUGCGGAGUAUAGUAGAGAAGUGGUGGAAUUGUGUGGGCAAUUGAUGAAGAUUUUGGCGGGAAAUCUUGGGGUUAGAGAGGACAAGCAUUUGGAGGAGAGAAGGAUCAUUUUUCAACCAACAUUGGGUGCAUGCAUGCGUGUUAACUAUUACCCAAAAUGCCUCCAGCCGGACUGCACCCUAGGCCUUUCUUUGCCCAGGCGGUAUGAGAAUGUCUUCGGCCUCCAAGUCCUACACGGCGACACCUGGAUCACUGUUAAGCCCCAACCCAACAACUUCAUUGUCAACAUAGGCGACCAGCUUCAGAUACUGAGUAAUGCAAAUUAUAAAAGCGUGGAGCAUCGUGCGAUCAUGAAUUCGGCCAAGGAGAGGGUAUCAAUGGCAUUCGCCGGAGCAGCCGCUGCGCUACUCGCCCACCACUUAUAA